Messenger RNA from Antechinus flavipes (yellow-footed antechinus), 3171 nucleotides. It is a transcript of the gene NOM1, whose product is annotated as nucleolar protein with MIF4G domain 1. Gene Ontology annotation, biological process: ribosomal small subunit biogenesis. The transcript is spliced from 10 exons. The record is from RefSeq and is a predicted model, not a curated record. Gene Ontology annotation, molecular function: protein binding; RNA binding. Gene Ontology annotation, cellular component: nucleolus. Lineage: Eukaryota; Metazoa; Chordata; Mammalia; Dasyuromorphia; Dasyuridae. The coding region runs from base 94 to 2445 and encodes 783 amino acids.
CGAGAGUCUCCGACGCCAGGAAGAUGGCGGCGCCCAUAUCCAUGUGAUAGAGUCGGCUCCGGACUAGGACCGGUUGCCCCGAAGGAAGAAGCCAUGAAACGCAAAGCCGGCCCGGGCCGCCACGGCGGCGCGAUGAAGCGGCUGCGGCUGGCGGUGCAAGAGUUCGUGCACGCGGCCGCGGGGGACAAGACUCCCGGCGGCGAGGAAGGCUCAGGCCACGCUGGGCAACCGCGAGCGGCCCCGCGUCCCGGCGGAAAGAAGCGCCGCAAGGAGCAGAAGAAGGAGAAGCGGCAGCUGAGGAAAGCCCGCCGGCUUCAGCUGACCGGGGGGGCGGCCGAGACCCCGGGAGACGCUCGAGAGCGGCUGGGGAAGAGUAAGAAACCGGCGGGCACAGGUUCUUUCUCAGCCCCCGGAAAGCCACAGAAGCCGGGGGGCACAGGUUCUCUCUCAGCCCCCGGAAAGCCACAGAAGCCGGCGGGCGCAGCUUCUCUCUCAGCCCCCGAAAAGCCACAGAAGCCGUCGCCGAAGCAACAGAGGCCGCCGCAGCCACCGGCCAAGGAUAGGCCUUUCCGAGAGCCCAUGCAGGUCCGGACAUCCGGUGCCGCCGCUACCGCGGCUCGGAAACGGGCACUUCUGGCAGCCAACGAAGAGGAAGACCGUGAGAUCCGCAAGCUGGAGCGCCGCCUGGGACUGAGCAAACGCCGCCAGAGGAAGAAGGGCAAGGGCGAUGAUGACGGCUCCGCCACGGCGGCGUUGCCGUCUAGCUUCGUCCGUGACGGCCUGGACUACAUUCUCGGGGCGCUGGGGGCCGGCGGCGCCUCCGCCUUGUACGAGGAUGGGGAUGGGGAGGGGACCGUGGCUCCGCUGCCCUCCAGGGGAAGCUCGGAUGAAGGCUCGGGGACGGACAGUGAUGAUGGGUUCGAGGAGGAGGAGGAGGAUGGGGACGGGGACGAGGCUGUUCUGGAGGAGAGUCUCCUAGAAGAGGAGGAAGAGGAAGAGGAGGAGAAAAAGGAGAAAGAUGAUGCAGACCCUCAUGUAGAAACCGAAAAGAAAAACGCGAAAAAGCGAGUGCGUUUUGCGGACCAAGAGAGUAUGGACUCCUCCCCCGAAGAUGACAGCUCCCCCAAUGAGGUUCUUUGUAAAAGUACAAAGUAUGUUCCGCCUCAUGUGAGAAGAUUUGAGGAAACAGUGGAUGCCAAAAAGAAAGAAGAAAUAGAAAGGUUAAAGAAAAAUGUGAAAGGUCUAAUUAACAGGUUGAGUGAACCUAAUAUGGCUUCUAUAAGUGGACAGCUUGAAGAGCUAUACAUGGCGAACAGUAGAAAGGAUAUGAAUGAUACUUUGACAGAUGUUCUUAUGAAUGCUUGUGUAACUGAAGCUGUGAUGCCUGCCAGACUGAUGAUGGAGCAUGUUCUUUUGGUUAGCAUUCUUCACCAUACUGUAGGAAUUGAGGUUGGUGCUCAUUUUUUGGAAGCUGUAGUGAAGAAAUUUGAUGAAAUACAUAAGACUGGUAGUGAGGGAAAAGAAUGUGACAACCUCUUUGCCAUAAUUGCCCAUCUGUAUAACUUCCAUGUGGUACAAUCUCUACUCAUCUUUGACAUUCUAAAAAGGCUUGUUGGAACUUUCACAGAAAAGGACAUUGAAUUGAUUCUCCUAAUGCUGAAAAAUGUUGGUUUUUCCUUGAGAAAAGAUGAUGCAUUGUCCCUGAAGGAGCUGAUCAGUGAAGCCCAGACCAAAGCCAAUGGAGUAGGCAAGAAGUUUCAAGAUCAGACAAGGAUUCGAUUCAUGCUUGAGACUAUGUUGGCACUAAAGAAUAAUGACAUGCGCAAAAUUCCAGGCUAUGACCCUGAACCUGUAGAAAAACUAAGAAAACUCCAGAGAACAUUGAUUCGAAAUAGUAGUUCUGGUAAGGAAACUCAACUUCGAGUCUCUUGGGAAAGUCUUUUAAAUGCAGAGCAGAUUGGCAGAUGGUGGAUUGUAGGGUCAUCAUGGAGUGGCGCCCCAAUGAUCAACAGCAGCAAUAAUAGCCAGUCAAGACAACUUAAAGGAACGGUUAGUUCAAAGAUACUUGAGCUUGCCAGAAAGCAGAGAAUGAACACUGAUAUCAGAAGAAAUAUUUUUUGUACGUUAAUGAUUAGUGAAGAUUUUUUGGAUGCAUUUGAAAAGCUUCUAAAGCUUGGACUCAAGGAUCAGCAAGAAAGAGAAAUAGUUCAUGUCCUCAUAGAUUGUUGCCUACAAGAGAAAGUAUAUAAUCCUUUUUAUGCAUAUUUGGCUAGCAAAUUUUGUGAAUAUGAAAGGAGAUUUCAGAUAACAUUCCAGUUCAGCAUAUGGGACAAAUUUCGGGAUUUAGAAAAUCUGUCAGCUACUACAUCUUCUAAUUUUGUGCAGUUGGUGGCUCACUUGCUGAAGAAAAAAUCACUUCCACUUUCUAUCUUUAAGUUACCCUAACUUUCUGAGACUCGGCAAAAGAAGUAGAAAAUCUGGCCUAUUGAGACAGACAUGGAGAACUGGACCUGCGACAUCACUGAUCUAGGGGACUCCCAGGGAGGAAGCUCCUUCUUUCAGUGAAGGUUGGUCCCUUCUCUGAAGCUUCUUGAAGCUACUGCCUCAAGGAGUAUGAGGUUGGGGGACAGGAAGUACCAGAGUAGGAUUUGGAUUCCAGCUUUAUCUUCACUUUGGUCAAGCUUUUUCCUGGGGAGAGGAAGGCAGUCUUGGGAGGACUACAAGUCAGUUUUGUAUUUCUGAGAAUGGGAUAUCAUUUCAUCCCUUGAAACCAAUUGAACUUUUCCAGCAGAAACUCUUGAGCUUCUGGGUAUCUUCCUUGGCAUCUCUGUUAAUAACAAAUUACUCAAGUGGCUUCUUUUUGUCCACCAAGUAAAAAAGUUAAAUUUAAUCCACAACCAGCUUAGAAUGUUGUUACUUUUCAGGCUAGGAAGGAUUGUAAAGAUGUAAAAACUUAAUUUUUUUAGUUAAGCAUUUAUAGUAAGGGAUCUGAAAAAGAUAGAAAUCAUGAAAAACUGACUCCAGAAGCAGAGCUGAGAGAGAGAGCAUGCCAAAUUCCUCUCUGCUCUUCAUUGCGCAAUUAGAAAUGUGGCAGUGAUAACAAUUAACAUUGUUAUCUAAUUCAUAAUUUCAUAAAGCAAAGUGAUAACAUAGCCUUGUAAAAAUUUUAAA